CGGACGCCCAGGGCGGAAGUGGAGGAGCGGCCGGAAGUAGUCCGAAUCCCAGUCAGACUGACCGGCUGGCGGCUUUGACAGGAGCGGGAGCUGCGGAAAGAAGUUGGUGGCAAUGGAGUUGGGCGAGCUGCUUUAUAACAAGUCGGAGUACAUCGAGACGGCAUCUGGAAACAAAGUUAGUCGCCAGUCUGUGUUGUGUGGAAGUCAGAACAUCGUUCUCAAUGGCAAGACCAUUGUGAUGAACGACUGUAUUAUCCGAGGGGAUCUGGCAAAUGUGAGAGUUGGACGUCAUUGCGUUGUGAAAAGCCGGAGUGUCAUAAGGCCACCUUUCAAGAAAUUCAGCAAAGGUGUUGCAUUUUUUCCUUUACAUAUCGGGGACCAUGUCUUUAUUGAGGAAGAUUGUGUGGUCAACGCAGCUCAGAUUGGCUCUUACGUUCACGUUGGCAAGAACUGUGUGAUUGGGCGCCGGUGUGUAUUGAAAGAUUGCUGCAAAAUUCUUGACAACACAGUUUUACCCCCAGAAACUGUGGUGCCGCCAUUCACUGUCUUCUCCGGCUGCCCAGGGGAGACAACAUGAAAAGAGAAGCAAUUUCUGGAUGGAAACGCACAUUUGGAAUUUGAAAAAGCAGUUGCACUGCCAGUGAGCCCUAGGUGAAAUGUCCAACGCCUAGAGGCUGAUGCCAGGCCAGCAUGAUGUACAUGGUUUUGAGUGGGUCAGACUGACAACAUGAAAAGGAAGCCUUGCUUGUCACUUGGACUUGGACCAUGGCUGUCUGGUACUGCAGUAUGACUUUCUGCAAGAAGCCAAAGAAAAGCAGCUGGCUCUCUUGGAAUCCCAGAUUCACUAAUUGUAAAAGUCUGCAUGUGACUAAGCUGAAAACUGGCCUCUGUGAGCUGUUUCAGCCCCAGCAGGAGCUGUGCUGACCUGGAAGCAGACACAGGCUCCAUGAAUAGGACUCAGACCCUGGGACUGUUGAAGGUUUAGGACCCCUUCUGUAGAGCUCUCAUUAUGAAGACCUACAUCGUGGAUGCUGGCCGGACCGCCGGGCCACAUACACAUGCCCACAGGAGAAGGCUUAUUCUCUGAUGGGACCAUCUACAAUCAAGCUGCUGGUCAGCUCUUUGUCGCCAAUGCGGAGGCUACCUGCAUCCUGAUUUGUGAUCCCUGCCAAUGUUGGGGGAGGGCACAUCACAGGGACUGUGACCCCUCCACCUGCUGUUGAAGAUCAGACUCUGGGCCUUCCUGGCAAGGAUGUCUCACUGGUAUUGACUUGUGUUCGGCUUUCUAGACUAGUUGCAGCUUAACCACAGUGGGCUGAUAGCCUGAUUCUAUUUCCUUACUGCACCCUCCCACCCCCAUACACACCUAGUAAGGUAGGUUCAUUAUUUGAAUAUAGUUGUCUCAAGAGGGAUUGAUCUAGGCUGUUCACUGAAUAAAAGGAAUGGGAGAUGAUGUACACCCAUUUGGAAACUUUUGAAAAUUCAAGCUUUCAUCCUCCACUAGUCUGCCAGGGCUCCCAGAACAAAAUGCCUCAGACUGGGGGGCUUAAAUUAGAGAAAUAUGUGCUCUCACAGUUCUAGAGGCCUGCAGUCCUAGACCAAGGUAUUGGUGGGUUUGACUUCUCUCAAGCCCUCUCUCUUGGCUUAUAGAUUCUCACCGUGUCCUGACAUAGUCGCCCCUCUGUGCUGUCUGUAUCCUGAUCUUCUCUUCUUCUAAGGACACCAGUCAGUUUGGAUGAGGGCCUACCCUAGUGAUUCUAUUUUAAUUCAAUCAGCUCUUUUUUUUUUUUUUUCAACUUUUAUUUACUUUUGGGACAGAGAGAGAGAGAGCAUGAACGGGGGAGGGGCAGAGAGAGAGGGAGACACAGAAUCGGAAGCAGGCUCCAGGCUCCGAGCCAUCAGCCCAGAGCCUGACGCGGGGCUCGAACUCACAGACUGCGAGAUCGUGACCUGGCUGAAGUCGGACACUUAACCGACUGCACCACCCAGGUGCCCCUCAAUCAGCUCUUUGAAAGUCCUGUCUCCCAAUAGAGUCACAAUUCAGAGGUACUGGGGGUUAAGGCUUCAACAUAGGAAUGGCAGAGGGGACACAAUUCAACCCCUGUAACACAUCCUGACCAAUGCCUGAAUUUGUCUUUCUGGUUAAGUUAGAUAAAAAUGUUUAUCUGCAAAAAUGUAUUUGUGUCUCUUGUAUACAGCCUUUGCAGAUAAAAAGCCUGGAGGAGACUAAGAGGGGAUUGGAAGAAUGUUGUUGGGUUGCUGAACAGCGGGGCCUACAGAUUUUGUAGCAAUGAAAAGGCAAAGUCCUGGCACCUUGGAGAGCCUGGGGAAAAUGGUGGGGGGCAUCUAUAAUCUUGGAAGCUUUUCCCUCUUCCUCACGGAAAGCUCCAGUGCUACCUUUCCAUGCUCUGGAGUGCUUUGAGUUCAGACCGCUGAGCCUGUGAUCACACCAGGCAGCCCUGGCUCUGACAACAGAGGGGGCCAGGGCCCUGCACUUCCACACAGAAUGCACACUCAUGAGAUGGGGACACUUGUAUCACAGACAAAUAGAAUUGUUUGGAACUGACUGCCUUCACGCAGCUCUUCCAAUACCAAGGGCUGGCUGGAUCUUCCAGACUGGACUGGAAGCCCUAGGGUGGGAGAACCGUGGUAAGAGGCUUACAAUGGGGGCCCUGUUACCCUUCACUGCCUAACAUGUCUUGCUUGAGGUACCCUAACAUUGAAAACUCAUUUCCAGUGGGACCAUGUGCCCUCUGGGACUGUACUAAUGUCUUUGUGCCCUGUCACCACAUUGCCUCAGCCCUGGAAGGCUUCAGAUCAGCCUGAACUUACUGGCCACAGCUGUGCUGUACCUGAAUUGGUGCCUGGGGCCAGGUAAAAAUGAAUCAUACAGAAGUUUAGGGAGGAAGCCACUUGGCUUUCUAAGAUAGACUGUUGUUCUUUUUUUAAUUGAGGUAUAGUUGACAUAUAACAUUAUAUCUAAAGUAGACUUUGAUGGUUAACGGGACCCCUGGCAGGCAUAACAGAUCAGCACUGCAGUUUGGGCUCAUCUUUUUGCAUGGGGUCCUACUGAUAAUACAUUUGCUGCAAAGAAGCAUGAGCCAAGGCCAAGGGCCAAGGGGAUGGACAGCGCAGAAGGGAGUUAACACAGUAAGCCUGAGACUGCUCUCCUUGUUUGUAAGGCUGACCCUUGGCUGGCAUCUGGGUAAUUGGAUUUUGAGUGGGUUCUCACCAUUACCUAAAUAGUAAGAAUGGCUCACUGUGCCUAAACUGUGCAGACAGUAUGGUUUAUGCUAAAUGCCUGCUUUUCUUCCAGGAAUCCAACAUUUUGGUAUGUGCCAGGCAGAGGGUGUCUACUUGGCCAGCCUAUUGGGCCAGCAGUGUAAAACCCUGGGCACUGAGCCUCUAAGGAGCUUCCCUGGCAAAUAACACUUCACACUUGCUGUCAUAACUCAUUGCUGGAGGAAUUAAGUAUUCUUUGUGUCUAUACUGCGAGAAGGCUCUGGGAAGCUUGUACCUGGUUUCCUCUGGGCUUUGUGCUAUGCACCUUUUUCUGUUUGCUGAUUUUGCUUUGUAGCCUUUUGCCGUAAUAACUUAUAGCCGGUUGUCAGUAAGACUAUAUGCUGAGUCUUGUGAGUCUCCUAACAAAUCAUCAAACUGGGGGGGGGGGGGGGGGAGGGCCACUUUGGGGACUCCCAAAACACGAACAAGGGCGACUUCUGGGGUGUUGGUAGUGUUCUCUUUCUCAGUCUGGUGUUGUUUAUGUGGGGUGGGUUCAAGUUGUGAAAAUUCAUUGAGCUGUACAGUUAUGAUAUAUACACUUUCUACAUAUCUUAAACCUCAAUAAAGAGAUUACACACCACCAGA
Molecule: messenger RNA, 3867 nt
Organism: Felis catus (domestic cat)
Lineage: Eukaryota; Metazoa; Chordata; Mammalia; Carnivora; Felidae
Gene: DCTN5
Product: dynactin subunit 5
Exons: 6
Coding region: 113-577 (154 amino acids)
Source: RefSeq, a predicted model, not a curated record